Molecule: messenger RNA, 1575 nt
Organism: Closterium sp. NIES-65
Lineage: Eukaryota; Viridiplantae; Streptophyta; Zygnematophyceae; Desmidiales; Closteriaceae
Source: the annotation of a GenBank genome assembly
AUGCCGGAUUCCCUACCUUUCCCCUCUCCACACCCCCCCUCCCCCCCCGCUUCCCCCCCCCCCCUCCCCUCCCCCCUCCCCCCCCCAUUUCCCCCCUCCUGCUUUCCCCCUUCCCCCUUUCCCUCCUUCCCUCAACCCCUUCUCUUUCUACCUGGUCGAUGCCCCUCCCAGCCCUUUUCCGCAUUUCCCCCCUCCUUCCCCGCUUCCCCCUCUCUCUCCCCCCUGCCCCCUCUCGCCCCCGUCCGUCUUCUCUUCUUCUCCUCCACUUCCCUCCCCGCUUCCGCCCUCCGCCCUUCCCGCCCUCCUCCCGCCGCGUUUCCGCCCUCCGCCCCUCUCCACCGCCUUUCUCCCCUCUCCUCCGCACUUCCGUUCCCUCACCCGUGUGCACCGAUCCUUCUACUUCUCCCUUCCCGCCCUCCUCUGCCCUACGCUGUUUUCCCCCUCCGCUUUUCCCCUCCGCUCUUCUUCCUCCGCUUUUCCCCCUUCGCUUUUCCCCCUCCAUUUUUCCCCUCCGCUUUUCCCCCUCCGCUUUUCCCCCUCCGCUCUUCCCCCUCCGCUCUUCCCCCUCCGCUCUUCCCCCUCCGCUUUUCCCCUCCCUGCCUCUCUUUUCUCCCUCUCGCCGUAUUCCCUCGCCCCCCUUAUCCAGUCCAGCCAGACACGUCCACGUGGCACUUCGCAGCGCCAAUGGCCGCCGUCCACGUCAGCAUGAGCGGGCGCUCCGUGCUUGCCACGUCAGCCAGCUUGAGGCAACCCCUGUCCACACACAAGGACAAGGAUGCCUCCUUCGCACGCCUCUCUGCCGCGCACUCGCGUUCAGUGUCCCUCUCCCCACUCCUCCGCACCAGCUCACCCACCCUCUCUGCUGCCGCCGCCGCUGCAUCAUCAGCUGCACCUGUCGUGCUCGUACUAGCAGCAAAAGGCGGGCCGAAAAAGAACUUCAAGAAGACCAAGAAGCCCGCUGCUGAUCCUGCUUCUGCUGCCGAAGAGGCUGCUGCUGAUGCUGCUGGUACUGAGGAAAAACCAGCAAAGGCCCCUAAGGCUGCCAAGGCUGCUAAAGCUGGCAGCAGCAGCAGCAGCAUGAAGGGGCGGCCGGCAGUGGAUUUCACAACUGAAGCCAUGACAGACAGCAGCAUCACGGUGCGGGUCGACGUGGCAGGCAGUGAGACUGCCAUGCUCUUUGACGGCACGCUACGCUCACUAGCCAAGGAGUGCCCGCCACUGCCCGGGGCCAGGCUCGGCAAGGGAGGCAAGCAAGCAGGGGUUGACAAGGCAGUGGUGCUGCGGUUCCUGGGUCGCUCACGGGUGAUAGGGUUCAUAAUCACAGAGCUCAUCAACAAGUCAUUGCUGGCUUACCUGGACCAGAAAGGUGUGGCGUCAGCAGGCGACGCCAAGACCACCCAGUCGUCAGACGAGCUUCAGGCAGCAUAUGAGCCGGGGAAGCCCUUCACCUUCACUGCAGAGGUACCCUAUGUGAAGAAAGAAGACGAGGGGGCUGUUGGGGAGGGGGAAGAAGCAGCAGCAGCAGCAGGAGAAGGGGAAGGGACUGAGGGGUCUACGAAAGUUGAGGGUGCCUAG